Gambusia affinis (western mosquitofish) is the source of this 2254-nucleotide messenger RNA. RefSeq names its product GTPase IMAP family member 7-like. The record is from RefSeq and is a predicted model, not a curated record. The transcript has 4 exons. Gene Ontology annotation, molecular function: GTP binding. Bases 98 to 1045 code for a protein of 315 amino acids. NCBI's taxonomy places the organism in Eukaryota, Metazoa, Chordata, Actinopteri, Cyprinodontiformes, Poeciliidae.
UUGACUUCGGUUUGACUUCGGUUUGAAGUUCUAAUUUUUUAAUAAUUUAAUGCGGCACGUUAAUUUAUAGGAUCAUAAGUUGACUCACUUCAUCGGGAUGGCGGAAAGCGAGGAAGUCGGAGCAGAGAAAGUACGAGGCAGAAAAGACAGCAUGGAGAUUCCUCCAACAAUUUCUGACUUAAGGCUGGUGCUUGUUGGGAAGACUGGUGUAGGAAAGAGUUCCAGUGGAAACACCAUAUUAGGAAGAGAAGCUUUCAGAGCAGCAACCAAACACUCCUCAGAGACCGCUGAAUGCUCCAAACAACGAGAAGAAGUGUUCAACUGGAUGGUUUCUGUUGUCGACACUCCCGGCCUCUUUGACACCUCUCAGUCUGAUAAAAAAGUGAAGAGAGAAAUCUCAAAAUGCAUCAACAUGUCGGCUCCUGGUCCCCACGCCUUUCUGCUGGUGAUCAGAAUCGGACCAUUCUCUAAAGAGGAGAGAGAUGCUGUGAUGAAGGUGAAGGAAAUUUUUGGAGAGGAAGCCUGGAAAUACUCCAUGAUCCUCUUCACACAUGGUGAUAAGGUGGAGUCGAGCUUUGACGAGAUGUUAAAGGAGGCUGGACCCGAAUUGAAGGAGAUCUUAGAGAAGGCUGGAAAUAGAUACCAUGUCUUCAAUAACCUCAGAGCUAACGAUCGUCGACAAGUUCUUGGUCUGCUAGAGAAGGUUGAGGACAUGGUGCAGAAGACAGGAGGAAAGUUUUACUCUAAUGACACAUAUGAAAAGACAGUAGAUAUGCUGGAUCAGAAAGAGCGUGAACUCAAACGGUUCUAUGAGAAAAGACUGAAGGAGGAAGUGAAAGCCGUGAGGGCAGAGUACAAGCAGCUGCUAAGAGAAGCUCAACAGGAUAAAGAGAAGCUGGAGAAAAGGAUGGAAGCUGAGCUGAAGGAGUUGAAGCGUUACUACUCUGCCUUGGAGAACGGAGUGCGUCACGUUGUAGAGCAGCUGGCCAAAGAUGAUGAUGAUCAACUUCUGAAGAAGUUUCAUGAAGUCUUGAAACUGAACUGAAAAACAUAUGAAUGACUGGUUUGUUGGACACCUUUUAAUACUGAAUUAUUGGUGAUCCAGCUUUGUAAGUCAGAAUAAUCUUUGCAUGUAGAUAUUGGUGUAAUGUGUAUUAUGUACAUUCAAAUGUCACAAAAUACUAUUUAGAUGUUAUAUAACUUGUUUUCACAGAAAGGAAAAAUCUCGGUCCUGUAGGCCGGCAUCCAGCACGUUUUAGUUCUCUCCCUGGUGGCACCAACAACCUUUUCAGCAUGUCAAUGUUCUUCUUAGGCCUUCUAACGAGCCAUCAUCUGAUUCAGGUGCAAUAAACCAAGGAGAGAAUUAAAACAUGCAGGGGGCCGGCACUCUAGGACCGAGUUUGGGGACCCCUGGUGUAAUGUGUAUUAUGUACAUUCAAAUGUCACAAAAUACUAUUUAGAUGUUAUAUAACUUGUUUUGACGGGACAAUAUACUGUAAUGCCCAAUUGUAUGUAUCAAGUAUGGUGAACUUGACACUUUACAUCACUUGAUCAUAAUUCCAUGAACCUAAAGUGAUUUUUUUUAAAUAUUUACUCAUCAUUUUAUGAGUAAGAGUACACUUUGCUCUAAAAAGUUCUUGUUGUUAACUUUGUAUUAUUAAGAAGAAUUUUCUACAUUUCCAAGUACUUAAGUUCAGGCUUCCUUCACUUAUCAGUGGCUUACAGGUUUGUUGGAAGUAUCAUAGUGACUCGCUCCAACAACACAUUGUAUGCAUAAAAUACAGCUGCUCCUCCUCCUGUACAACAGAACUAGUUUUUGUGUCAAACUGCAUAUUUUGUGGAGAAGCAGUAAUAGCCCCAGUACAGAACUAAAAGAUUUUAUUAAGUUGUUUGAUUUCUUAUUACAAGAGUUGACAGCAAAAACAUUUACAAUAAAUAUUAAUUCAUAUUAAUUUAUAAAAGCAAAAAUAACAAUGUACAUAGAGUUAGAAUAUUGUUGAAAGUUUAUUUUUCAAGCAUCAAUGUUUCUGUCCUCUUAUUUAAGUAACUAGUCCUCCAUCAGCAAUCAGCUAGUAAGCCUAUUCUGGGAUUGAUUGGUAGAGGCUCCAUCCUUUAAUGCACCAUUGUCACUGCAUUAAACUGCAGCAUGAGAGAAGUACUCUGAUUAUUCUGUCUCUCACAUUUUCGUGGGUUUAAGAACAGGUCUUUGUCACCAGCACAGAUUGAACAAUGGAUACCUAAGCACAUACUCACA